UCAAGUUCAGCCGUUAUUCUCAGUCAGGCUCCGUCACCGCCCUGACCCAGGCGGGCAGUGGCUCCGCGGCUUCCCUGAGCUUCUUGGCCAGGCUCGGCGGUCAGUGUGGCGGGCAGGGCCCUCUUAGGCCCGCUCUGAGGUGAGCGCCUCCCCUGGGAGACGCCAGGCUCCUGGGAUCCGCCCAGCCAACGCCCACCCUCCAGGAACCCCAGACGCAAUUCUAAUAAUUCUGUUCCGCAGGUCCCUGGCUUGUGCCAGACCCUGGCUUUGCCUACCGGGCUACGGAAUAAGCAGAAACAAGACAGUUCUGUGCUGAAGGCACGCACUUUGUUGGGGGAGGAGGCGGCAUAGGAAUAAUGAUCUAAACAGUGUAGUGUAAUUGCUGUAAAAUAUUAUUCUGGCUGGGCGCGUUGACUCACGCCUGUAAUCCCAGCACUUCGGGAGGCCGAGGGAGGUGGAUUAUCUGAGGUCAGGAGUUCGAGACCAGCCUGGCCAACAUGGUGAAACCCCGUCUCUACUAAAAAUACAAAAAUCAGGUUCUUCCUGCAAUACAGUGGAUACAAUUUGUCAUGGCUACUUUGAGUGUUAUAGGUUCAAGUUCACUUAUUGCCUAUGCCGUAUUCCAGAAUAUACAGAAAUCUCCAGAGAUAAGACCACUUUUUUAUCUGAGCUUCUGUGACCUGCUCCUGGGACUUUGCUGGCUCACAGAGACACUUCUCUAUGGAGCUUCAGUAGCAAAUAAGGACAUCAUCUGCUAUAACCUACAAGCAGUUGGACAGAUAUUCUACAUUUCCUCAUUUCUCUACACCGUCAAUUACAUCUGGUAUUUGUACACAGAGCUGAGGAUGAAACACACCCAGAGUGGACAGAGCACAUCUCCACUGGUAAUAGAUUAUACUUGUCGAGUUGGUCAAAUGGCCUUUGUUUUCUCAAGCCUGAUACCUCUACUAUUGAUGACACCUGUAUUCUGUCUGGGCAAUGCUAGUGAAUGUUUCCAAAACUUCAGUCAGAGCCACAAGUGUAUCCUGAUGCACUCACCGCCAUCAGCCAUGGCUGAACUCCCACCUUCUGCCAACACAUCUGUCUGUAGCACACUUUAUUUUUAUGGUAUCGCCAUUUUCCUGGGCAGCUUUGUACUCAGCCUCCUUACCAUUAUGGUCUUACUUAUCCAAGCCCAGACAUUGUAUAAGAAGUUUGUGAAGUCAACUGGCUUUCUGGGGAGUGAACAGUGGGCAGUGAUUCACAUUGUGGACCAGCGGGUGCGCUUCUACCCAGUGGCCUUCUUUUGCUGCUGGGGCCCAGCUGUCAUUCUGAUGAUCAUAAAGCUGACUAAGCCACAGGACACCAAGCUUCACAUGGCCCUUUAUGUUCUCCAGGCUCUAACGGCAACAUCUCAGGGUCUACUCAACUGUGGAGUAUAUGGCUGGACGCAGCACAAAUUCCACCAACUAAAGCAGGAGGCUCGGCGUGAUGCAGAUACCCAGACACCAUUAUUAUGCUCACAGAAGAGAUUCUAUAGCAGGGGCUUAAAUUCACUGGAAUCCACCCUUACUUUUCCUGCCAGUACUUCUACCAUUCUUUGAAACUACAAUACUGGAAUAUCCAGGAACUGGAGUUAUUCUAUGCUAAUGGAUUGGAAAGAAUGUUGGGAAAGGACAUCUUAAAUCUUUGCUAACUAUGCCCUAAACUGCAGAACUCAAAGGAAAUAUAGUGCCAUUGUUAGUAGUCAUUCUAGGUGAAUUGGGAGUAUCUCUCCAGUUAUUCCCAGAUUCACUAGUGAUCCUUAAAGUCUCUGUUCAGGGAGAGGAAGACACUUCUCAUCUCAGAGAUAGACUCAUGUUACCUUGAUGGAUAUUAGAUUUGUCUAAGUCUCUUCUAGAAAAAAUAAAUUCUAGAUUAUUAUUUA
Messenger RNA from Symphalangus syndactylus (siamang), 1906 nucleotides. It is a transcript of the gene TMEM116, whose product is annotated as transmembrane protein 116. Lineage: Eukaryota; Metazoa; Chordata; Mammalia; Primates; Hylobatidae. The record is from RefSeq and is a predicted model, not a curated record. Gene Ontology annotation, cellular component: plasma membrane. Gene Ontology annotation, biological process: adenylate cyclase-activating G protein-coupled receptor signaling pathway. Gene Ontology annotation, molecular function: G protein-coupled receptor activity.